GUAGCACGAAAGUUGCGCUGACGGACGCGGAUACAGUUACGGGAGCGCAGCGCGACCCAACGCAACUCGCAAACGCAUAUCUAGACGUAACAGUCAGGAGAGCCCUGAGUACUCUCCCUCUCUCUCUCUUCUUUCUCUCUCUCUCUUUCUCUAUCUUUGUGGCCUCCUUUAGUAUACGUCCUCAUAGAAAACAACCUCAGAGGAAUUUUGAGACGAGAGAAUAAUCACACAUUCGACUGAUAAUAAGUGAAUACUGAGUGGAAACCGAGAGCACGGAAGUUAAUGAGGGUGAAUUUUCGAGUGACAAAGUGUUUAAAGUUUUUAAAUAAAUAAAUAAAUACUUUCGAUACAGUGAAAGGUGAAUCGAAAAUACGAAAACUACUGAGUGAAUAAAAUAUAAGUGAGCUUCUCGUUUACUCCAAUCAGUGCUCACAAACGUCAUCAUUGUCCUCGUGUUCGCGGUUAAAGUUAGUUUUUAAAUCUACUAAAUCGUGAUACUGCGAUUACCUGAUAAUGUUAAUUACUGUGAAUAGACAUUCAAAUAUUUAUUUCCAAUAGCAUAUUCACAACAGGUUGUUUUAUAUAAAAGUUAACCCUCGAGACAACCAUAGUUAUGAUAUCCGCGCACGCUGACGACUAACAACGAUGUUCCCUUUGUUUUCGUUGUUCUGCGAGUUUGCGCUGGCGCUUUCCUUUCCGACGGCGGUAAAUCCGCGUUUUCAAUUUAACGAUAACAUUAUGUGCAAAACAUAUUAUCAAAUUUUAUAUAAAUUAACACGCUGUUAAAUUAUAUUUUAAAAUAAGUUACUCAGACACAGUGAUCUUUGAUGCCUAUGAUUGUAAUUCUAUAUUUAAUAUUUUAAUUCGGUUUAAUUUUUUUUUUAUAAAGAAAAAAAUAUCGUGGUUGUGUUUCUCAAGUUACUUAAAAAUUUAAGUAUUGUGCUGCUCAGCGCGAGUAUCUCACUGUGAAUUAAAUUUAUUAGUACUCAGUUUAUUUAUAAUUCGUCGAGAGUUUAAUGAAAAUAAAUUAGCAGAUAAUGGAUGUGUUGGUAAAUUGAAAAGCAAAAUAUAUCGAAUAAUCAGCGGCAAGCUUGAUAUCAAGUAAUCGAAUCAGAAAUCCAAUUGAAGGUAAAACAGGAUUCUUUCAAUAUCACUAGUAAAUUACACUAUCGAUGCAAUCGUAUGAUUGCAGGGCAAUAAAAGAAAGUAUAAGACAGAAAAAUAAUUUUUAAAAGAGCCAGAACUGCGAACAGCAGCUACGGCAGGAAAGAGAUCUAAGUUGCAAGUAAUAAGGAGACGACGAAGAAGAAAAGGUUGCUUAAAAACUGUUGGAAAAUCGACUCACGUUAUCAAAUGUAUAAGCGAGUUGCGCGCGGGAGUGAGAAAGUAACUAAUAUAGUUGAAAGCAUCAAUAAACACAUUCAUAAAAGAUAUUAUCUUUAACGCAUUUAUAUACCAUUAAUGAACCUCAAAAAUAUCUGUCACUUUCUCCUCCCGCGCCACCACUGGCCGAUUAUAAGUCUCUCAACUCGGUCAGCAAAAUUGAAAUUUGUGACUAGAUCGAAGGACAGACACUUUAGAAAAUCACGCUCAUAAUCAGACUUUUAUCUUCUCAAUAAAAAAAAAAAAAAAUGAAAAUAUAAAAGUAACAUCGUUACAUAAGUUACUGAUUAUAGGAAAUAAAAAUAAGAGAAAAACAGAAAAGUAAUACCUCGAUUAAUUUCAAGACGGAUACAAUAAAAUAUUGGUUGCAUGCGCAUCCCGCACAGGGGCCAUAUCUAUACUCUAAGAUGUGAUUUUGAAAAUGGCGGAUUGUCCCUAUGCUCGCUGCAUACAGGAACGCAGACAUAUUCGAAGAGAGUUGCUGCGAUGGACAAAGAAUAUGGUUUUUGUAGUCGUUCCGGUGAUAUCACAGGUCUGGAACGAGUAGCAGAAGAGUUGAUGGGCCGUAGGAGAUGGAAGCAGUAUCAGGAUACCCUGUACAGCAGCACUCGGAGCGAAUCAGCUACGCAGCCACAUCAUCGGCUCUAUCCGACGUUUUCAACCGUUGGCGACUCAAGUACUGGGAGUUUGAACCAGGUGAGCCAUCAUCGAACAUCAUUAGGCCCAAGCCCAACGGCAACGACGACACCAGAAUCAAUAGUUACAAAGCAACAACUGACCGAUCACAAGAACGACGAACAUCAGCUUUGUUCAAAACCCGAAGACAUAAAGGUCAAGGUCGAAGCGGCAGUAGACAAAAACGGUAUUUUCCCGGAGUCUUUGCAACAUGGAGAAGUUCUUGUCAGUUUAAAACAGCAUUCAAAUCAACGAUUAGACGACGAAAGCAACGGGAAGAAAAACAACGAGAACGAUUCAGAGAGUGUGGACAUAAAACUCAAUCUCGAAGACGAAAAGGUCAAAACGCCUGUCAGUCCGUUACGAGAAAACAACAAGGGUGCAAAAGACGAGCCUACAGAUACGAAAGAAACGAAGGAACAGACGGAAAGUUUAUCGAAUCAAAUACAAGUAACGCCGUGUCUAUUGCGGGUAAAGAAAGAAGAAGAGCUCCAGGAAUUACCGCUACAGGUGAAUUGUGGAGAAACAAUCAGAAGCGUCACAGAUUCAGAAAUAAACAAAUUAGUAACAACAGCAGAAAGUACAGAAGAACAACAACCAUCUAUAGGUUGUCCUCCGUUACUUUUCCAUCGGCAUACAAGUCCACCACCAGAGGACUGGAAACCUCUAGAUAAGUGUUGUUUGUGUCUCGAUGGAAAAUUACUUCACGAAGACCAACCACCUCUUAGUCCUCAAAGCGAAAGCAGCGGUAGUUCGAGAUCUGCAGAGUCACCCAUGUCUGUGCAAGUCGACCCGAUGGCAGCCUCCGUGGUUGCAGCCGCACUCAGUGGAACAUACCCGACCUUAUUGCCACAGUGGUGUCUACCACCUAGAGAAACACCCCUUAUGGUUGUACAGUCACUUCAAGAAACCGGCCAGUUAUCCGAUCAACCACUCGAUCUCUCAGCGAAACCGAAAAGUUCUCAGGAAAAUAAUAUAUCUGUGUUAGAACAACAAAAAAUACCUCUGAGAAUGCCGACAGGGUUGGAUCCUAAAAGCAUAUUUGCUUCAUCUUUCCGCGCCAAGCCAAGAUUGACAGGUCCAGUUGGAGUUGGUGGUGUAUCGGUGGUAGGUGGUGGAAGAAGAACUUAUACAGAAGAAGAGUUACAAGCUGCACUUAGGGAUAUCCAAAGUGGAAAACUCGGAACAAGAAGGGCAGCUGUGAUCUAUGGGAUACCUAGAAGCACCCUACGUAAUAAGGUCUACAAGCUUGCAAUGGAACGUGAAAGAGAUGCGUCUCUGACUAGCACCCACUCACACACCCACGAGUCUGGUGUUUCAGCAUCAACCAAUACAACUACCAUAUUAACAACAACAACAAUAACUACAACAACAGCAACAACACCAUCUACACCAAAUACGACCCAAAAUGCCUCCGCAAUUACUCCGUCCUCGCCAAUGGAUGAGACGGAUGAUAAAGAACUCUCCGGUGCUGAAGAAGAAAAGGAAGUAGAGAAAGCUUUGCUGAAACCUUUACUUUCACUAGAGGAUCUCGUAAGAUUUUCCGCUUUAGAAACAGGAAGUGGAGACUCACUAAGAACUCUGCUUCAACGUGGACAGGAAUCAGGUACGGAAUGGCCAGGUUUCGAGCAUCCCAACAUCGGCCCAUACAUUCAAAAAAUGCUUGCGGCAGCGGCUCCAUUCAAAGAUUUGGAGUCCCAAGACUACAAAAUACCUGAAGCUAUGAAACGGCUUAUGAGUGAAGACAAGAGAAUACAUAACAAUAUUAAUGGAGAUCAAAAUCAACAACAGCUGCUUCAUCAAUUUCACCAGUCAUCACAAGUGUCGCAGCAAGCUCAACAGCAAAAACUACCCAUGACGAAUAAUGAUUUCAAUCCAAGUAUUGAAGAAGAAGCAAGUGACAGUGCUCAAGGUAGAGCUAUAUUGAAGAUUCCGUCCUACAAGCCAGCAGGCACACCAGGUUCGAGCAAAAAUAAUGGAGAACCAUCAUCAACAGCAUUUGCCCAAGGUUUCGCAGCGGUCUCUAGUACUGCAACGAGCCCUGGUCUUAUAGAACGCGCAAGUCCAGCCUUCUCAGGAACAAGUAGUCCCACGAAUUCUCUUGUCGGUAAGGCAGUAGGCGUCAAUUUUCGUGACGUUAUAGCAAAGAGCAUCAGCUCUAAGUUUCAAGACGGACAAUCUAAUUUGACUGGUCAACCGUCAGUUCCGGGCCAAACAGCUGCAAUACUCAGUGAGUCGAAUCCAUACAAAAGAGGACGAUAUACGCCACCUCAGCAACUACAAUCUCAGCAACAAUCACAAAUACAGCAACAAAAGCUUCAAUCGCAAGACAGUAAAUCAAAACCAAGUUCUGGUGGCAAAGGUACUCGGCCCAAAAGAGGAAAAUAUAGAAAUUACGACAGGGAUAGUCUUGUUGAAGCUGUUAGAGCUGUACAGAGAGGAGAAAUGAGUGUUCACAGAGCAGGAAGUUACUACGGCGUACCACAUUCCACUUUAGAAUAUAAAGUAAAAGAGAGACAUCUCAUGAGACCACGAAAGAGAGACCAAAAACCUCAGGAUGAAAAAGCUAAGGAAUCUACCACUACCACUGCGACUGUACGACCUGGUUCUCAGGAUAAGAAACCUCCUUUGAAAACGCAGAAAACAUUUGCGACUGGUCCAGGCAGUAUAUCAGGUCCAAACGGCCUUAAAAUACCACCAUUUUUAGAAAAUAUGCCACAUUUGCCCUUUCCACAUCCUUUCAACUUUUGGGGCCCACCGCCAUUUAUGUCUUCGCCCUUCAUACCUGGUGCAUCCAAUGUGCCGACAAUCCUCCCAGAGCAGUACUUUGCGACACAAAGAAUACGAGGCUUACAAGAACAGCAAAGAAGUGCAAUAGUACCACAGCAAAGAGAUAAAGAUAAUACAGGUGCUGAAUCAGAACCAGGAACAUCUAAUUCUCGAGGCUCGUCAAUAGUAAAGACGACCAGAGAAAUGGCUGAAAGUCUUUACGACGGGAGUGGUGCGAACGGAAGUUUUUUAGACAAUCUUAUUAGAUCAAGUCUCGAAACUGGUAUUCCAAGAGAGCAACGAUUGAGUACAGAAGGACGAGGUCAAUCGUCAACGCCGGUGGGACAUUAUCAUCCUGAAGUAAUCGGUAGCAAAGCUUUAUUAGAUCAACUCUGUCGGAACCCUAGAAGAACGCCGCUACCUAGAGGAACGCAGGAUAGCAGUGAAGACGAAAGUUAUAGAGGAGCAUCGACUAAAUCAUUGCCAGAGAGACCCGAAAGAGUUCCUACAGUUGAUCUGAGCCCUUCGCCCGACGGGACGAAAAUCGAGGAUCCAACCAAUGACCGCGUCACUUCCCCUCCGACCCCGUCGGGGGUCACAAGAGCCGGUAGUCGAGACGAAGACACUCAAGAUUCAAAAGUAGACAAAAGCAACAGAGAACUAGAGGUUUACAAUGGCGGUCAGGAUGACCGAGACCCGAGUAAAACGGUCAGUUUACAGCAACAACAGCUGAAUAAUUACUCGGAUAUCCACAACCUCUAUCCCGUAUCAACCGACAAAAAAAGUGCCUGUGAUAGUAAGCUUAAAAUAGAUCAUUCGAACCAGAAAACUCAACAUUCCUAUUCGCAUCAAAAGGAUUUUGCAAAUGUAAGCGGACUAGUGCAAUUGCAAAAAGAGUAUACCGGUGCGAAUAGUAGAUCAACUGACGGAAAUCAACAAACAAAUUCUCAGCCGGCAACCCAGGAGCCUUGCAACCCUGUACUGAGUAUGGAAGACUCUAUAGAGCAGUAAAUAAAAAAAUCAGUUAAAUGGUCUUGGCGAAGAGCUCUUCAGGUCACAGACAAGGCCCCAAGUGCAAUCGAUAAUAAUCUAACUAUCGUGAUUAAUAUUUAAAAUAAUUGAAUUAUUUCAAAAUUGUUGAAUAAUUUAAAUUUCCUUAAUCUACCCACCGCCCAUCUUAAAUAUUAUUUUAUAAUUACUUUCUCUGUAUUAAACGGAGUGAUAUAUCUUAUGUAAGUUUUUAUUCGUUUGUAAAAUUUGCUUACGUACCACAUAAUAUGUGAGUGAUAUCGAAGCGACAUUCGAAUUUAGUGUUUUUAUACAUGUAUAUGCAGGUAGUUAAAAGUGUGUGAAGCGGUAUUUUUUAUAUUCUAUAUGGAUUUACAGUUAUUAUUCAAGGGAAGUAAAGAAUAAAGAGAUAAUUAAAUGAGAAGAAAUGAGUAGUAACGUCAAGUUAUCUAGUUACGAUUAAUGUUGGUGUUAUUUUAUAAUUAUGCAUAGCAAUUUUUUUGAUAAUUCACGUCAUUAAUUAUUAUUAUCUAACACGAAUUUUUAUUUACUUUUUACUUAUACUAAAAAUAUUAACUAUCGUUACAUAAAAACGUAACGAUAGAACACUUUUGUCAAAGUAUACAUUAACCUAUCAAUUUUGCAUUAUAAUUCUUAAUGUUAUAUAUAUAACAUUUAAACAAAUCUGACAUAAAAGUUAUAAAAAUUAUAACGACAGAUUGUUCCUAAGUUAAAAAUAUAAAUGCAAAAUAAAAGAAAAAAUAAUUUAAGAACACACUUUUCAUCUAUAGAUCCAUAAAUAUAUGCAGAAAUACAUAAAUAUUAGAUCGAAAUAAUUGCAAAUUAAUAUAUUGAUACAUUUCAUAAAAAACAAAGGAAAUAAACAUUCCCAACAAUCAAAAGUUUCCAUCAUUCGUAAUUUUUCUAAAAAUAAAAGAUAUUAAACAAAUGUAAAUGUACAAAAUAAGUAAACAUCAAGAAUGAUGGAACACGGAUUGUAAUAUAAUCUUUUUCAUUCCUAAUAAUUGUUAUUUUUUCGUUAGCAUUUUUGUUUAUAUAAAUAAUUAUAACUACAUGGAAGAACUGCGAACGUAUACGAUUGUCAUAAAAAGUUAAUUAUAAUAUUCGAAUUCACAAAAACUGUCAUAAAUCUUAAAAAAUGUAUAGAUAAUUUUUAAAAAUAUAUCAAAAUUAUCUUCUUAUGAGAGAAAAUAUAAAUCAGAAAUUUUAACUAUUACACUUAUAGUAAAAAAAAAAAGUGUUUCCACAAAAUAUUCCACGAUAAAUUACUUGUCAAUGGAUUACUUUUAAAUUAAGACAUUGUAAUUAAAAAUUGUUUUUUAUUUUAAAUAUGUGAUAACCGACUCACAAAAGAUGUUAUAAUCUCUUUUGUUAGCGGAAAAAAAAUUUUAACUAUUUUAUUUAAAACAAUUUUUUUUUGUUGAUGAUUGAUUGUUAUCAAAAUGGUUGUGAGAUUAUAACUUUUUAAAUAUGUUAAUAAUGUCAAUGAAUACAUUAACGUGAUUAACGUCUUGUUCUAUUUUAAACAAAAUCCACGGAUAGAUUGUAUUCACUUAGCUUAAUAUGAAAAAUUUAUAACGUUAUUUUUUUUUCAAACAAAUUGAGAAAUCAGGAUUACUGAUCCUCAAUUUUAUUGGUAAUUUAUUUAUUUAAAAAGUAUAAUGAGAAAAGUACAUAUCAAUGUCUACUUUCCUUAUAAAAGAAAAAACAACUGGCAUUAAUUUAAAAAUUUAUCGUACCUAUAUGUAUUUUUUUUCGUCUUGUGAAUACACCUUGGUUUUGUGAAUAUUCAUGAGCCCGUAGAGCUAAAGUAUAUGAGACUGAUUUAAUAGUAACUAUUCAUAAGACAAAAAAGUAAAAAAUGAGACAAAAAGUGUUGCGUAAAUGAUUGUUCGAUAAAAAAUAUAAGGAAAAUUUUUUUUCAUUAUUUACUUUUUGUAAUAUUAUAAAUAAAACUCGAAAUAAAUAAAAUAGAUAUCAUGCGCACUGAUUUAUGUUACACAAAAUCUUUUAGUUAUCUAUUUAGUUUUUUUGUGGUAAUUAAUAAUAAGAUCUUAUGAUACUGAUAAACAAAGUUUUAUUAAAUCAACAAUACUCGAAUCAAAAUAUUAGACGUAAAUUUAACGUUUUGAACGUAAAUUGGACGUUUCGAACCUAAUGAACAUUUAAAAUGAAGGUUCAACGUUUCGACAGUACCCGAAAUGUAACUUCGUCUCACGAAUCUAAUAAAAUGUAAAUGAAACCUACUAAACAAAGGUUAUAAAAGUGACCUUGGAUUGUUCGAAUGCGACGUAUGUAUUUCUAAGACGUUAAAAACGUUUAAUUUACGUCAAAUAUUCUGACUCGGGUACAAUCAAUGCCAGUUGUAACGAUAAAAAGUUUAAUACGAUAAAAAAUUAACAUGGAAAUACAAAACCCAAAACAAGGAACAAUAAAAAAACAUGAAACAAGAAGAAAUGAUUUAGUACAUGAUUAUGGUAUAGCGGAAAUGUGAUAAAAGAAAAGAAAAAGUAAAUUAAAAAGCCGAUGUGGAAAAGUUUAAUGAAUGAACAUAGAAAAUUCCAACGACUUAAGAACAUGAUAUUGAAAAAAAAAAUUUACCUACGUACUUUUAUGCUAUAUCACUAAAUAUUAAAUCCAUAUGACACGUAUAUACGUAAUAAAAAAAAUAGAUAAAAAUUCUCAUAGCACUUUUUUAUAAUAUAUGAAUGAUAGUUUUUUUAAAUUAAAACACACGAUUGCAUACGCAAAUAAAUAAUUUAAAUCAUGAAAAUGUAUGAAUAUAAUGUUUGCAGUUAGGUGGGACCAAAAAUGACUUUAUAUCUUUAUGUGCAUAUCUAAGCAACGUAUAAUUUUAUUUAUUAAGCAUCCAUUCAUAACUGCUAAACAAAACAAUCCAUCACUGUCAUAUUUUGACUACGAUAAUGGAUAGUUUAGAUGUAAUGAGGAAAAUAACUUUGUUUAUUACAAUAUUAUUUUAAAAUGUAAAGAUAAUUAUUAAAUUUAUUGUCUUUAUUCAUAUUAUUAAAAUUAUUAUAAUAAAAUGAUUAUUUUAAUAAUUGUAUGAGAUACAAUUAUUAUAAAACCGAGUAGGAUUGUACGUAAUCUAUAAAUAUUAAUUAUUUUUAUCUAUCAUAAUUAUCAUAAUAAAACAUUUUGUUGUAUUAUUUUCAAUAAAAAUCUUCUAAAAAUUUUAA
Molecule: messenger RNA, 9053 nt
Organism: Microplitis mediator
Lineage: Eukaryota; Metazoa; Arthropoda; Insecta; Hymenoptera; Braconidae
Gene: Eip93F
Product: mushroom body large-type Kenyon cell-specific protein 1
Exons: 11
Coding region: 1753-5838 (1361 amino acids)
Biological process (GO): regulation of transcription by RNA polymerase II
Cellular component (GO): nucleus
Molecular function (GO): DNA binding
Source: RefSeq, a predicted model, not a curated record